AUGUCGACCGGGACCUUGUGUGUGCACGACUCGCGCACCGGCGUGAAGUAUGACAUUCCGAUUCGCCACAAUGCGAUACGUGCCCUUGAUCUGCAGCGCAUUCGGGCCCCGAGUGCUGGGUCCGAUCGAGCUGAUCAGGUCUCUCUUGGGAUACGUGUGCAUGAUCCGGGCUUGCAUAAUACAGCCGCCGUGCUGAUAUACUAUAAACGAAAGCUCUUUGGAUAUGGCCAUCGGUCGUACAAGGGCAUCGAUCCCCGUGUUCGUCCAAUUCGGUUAAUUUUGCAGGAUCUAAAUGAGCUCAGUCCAUUACUCAACCUUGCCGAAGCUAUCGAAGAAGCUGCCUCGACAGACGAGUACUUCAUUAUGAGCCGCUUGUACCCCAAUGCGGACUUAAUGGGAACUUUGUGUUCACCGGCAUGUCAGUCUUUCUGUCGUUUUCUUCCAUGA
Molecule: messenger RNA, 447 nt
Organism: Penicillium atrosanguineum
Lineage: Eukaryota; Fungi; Ascomycota; Eurotiomycetes; Eurotiales; Aspergillaceae
Product: putative citrate synthase
Exons: 3
Coding region: 1-447 (148 amino acids)
Biological process (GO): tricarboxylic acid cycle
Molecular function (GO): acyltransferase activity, acyl groups converted into alkyl on transfer
Source: RefSeq, a predicted model, not a curated record